GCGUUGUCUACUCUUCUGUCUCAUCUAGUCAUAUAUUUGUGUAACUUUGGAGCAGCUAACGAUUACUAUCUUUGACAAUACCAUGUCGGCGUAGUCUAGAAUGAAUAUCAUUGGUGUGCUGCUUGCCUGACAAAUGUUAAUCAUUUAGCUGGGUUUCCAUCCAACUCAUUCGCAUAUUUUAAGCAUAACAACGCGGUGUUAUGCUAAUUAAGAAUGGACAGUCUCCUAAUCAAGGGAGUAGUUGUGAACAGCCGUGGGUUCAAAAGUUGAGGUUGUCCGGGGAAAGGAAACGCGUAGUAAAAUGUUAACACACCUGGUGAAAGGAGGCCUGAAGACAGUCGGGGGUUACCUUCAGCCCGCUUCAACCUUAAGAUACGUCUUUCUUUGAGUCUGUCACUUCGGAAUGGCCAGCCACUUCCGCAGCUACAUCUGGGACCCAGUUCUCAUUGUGUCUCAGAUUGCGUUGAUGCAAUGCAUCUAUUACAGCUUCCUUGGACUGUGGCUAGCCGGUGUCGACAGCCUUGUACAGACGUAUAGAUCUCUCGACCAAAUUUUCAGCUAUGAGGUAGUUGGGUUCGCUACACCUCAAGGCAGACUCUCAAUGAUGGCGUUCAUCUUAAAUUCACUGACAUGCGCUCUCGGCCUUUGGUUCUUUAUCCGGCGUGGCAAGCAGUGUUUGGACUUCACCGUCACAGUACAUUUCUUUCACAUGAUUGGAUGCUGGGUGUACAACUCUCACCUACCCGCCUCUCUCUCCUGGUGGCUGGUCAAUGUUGCAUGUAUGGCACUAAUGGCUGUCAUAGGGGAGUACCUGUGUAUGCAGACUGAGCUCAGAGCUAUUCCAGUGAACACUGGACCCAAAUCAAACCUCUGAGAGACCGUUGGCAUUAGCAUUCUCUGGGUGGACUGUGUAGAGAGGCUGGACUGGUUGCAGUUAUCAGUCUUUCUGUUGCUGCGCUAUCAAUGACUGCACUUGAAUUGACCUGGAACAAAGGUCUUUUGUCAGAUUGAACCGUUAUGUCAGUGAGCAAAGAAUGCCCCUGUAAUCAGAUGUAUAGAUUCUGUUGUGUUUAAUUUAUUUUCGUUGCAUUCGUAAGUGGCUGCAGUUUUAAAGUUUUAUAAUGGUUACCUAAUGCAAAUUUUUUCCAGUGCAUUUGACCAUGUUUGAAGAGAACAAAACUGUUAUAUUUGAUGGGUCUGUAUAUCAUCUUGCAUAUGUUUGUGGCCUAAAAUACUGAGAGGUACUGUUGUAAGUAUACACCAUCAAAGGUACUCUUGUAACAUAUUCUGAUGGGUUUUUGAGGACUAUCAUCAUAGCACAGGGAAAGGCAUACUAGACGAGGAAGCUUGACAUUUUGUCUCAUGCAUACUUGAAUGAGUGUCCUUCAUUUGUAAAUAGGAGUGGCUUAAAUGAUAUGCAUAAAAAACAUGAUUCAAACAAGUGCUCACACACAACCUGUGCUGAAUACCUGAGAGUGGAUACAAGGUUAGCUGUUUCUACUAAAAGGAUUUUAAAAUCUUUGUUCACUUGUUCAUGAAAACCAGUCACCAUUCAGGUGUGAGUUUAAAGUUUCAUCAUGUGUGCUUCAUUUUAACAAUUUGUAUGUGAACUAAUUGAGCAGGAAGUCAUAAUCAUUCCCUGAGUGACCAUGUUUGCUUUAAUUAAUAAAAUUAAUAUUUAGAUUUGCUAA
Molecule: messenger RNA, 1691 nt
Organism: Clupea harengus (Atlantic herring)
Lineage: Eukaryota; Metazoa; Chordata; Actinopteri; Clupeiformes; Clupeidae
Gene: sys1
Product: SYS1 golgi trafficking protein
Biological process (GO): protein localization to Golgi apparatus; Golgi to endosome transport; Golgi to plasma membrane protein transport
Cellular component (GO): trans-Golgi network; Golgi membrane
Source: RefSeq, a predicted model, not a curated record